This is a messenger RNA of Leptopilina heterotoma, 2889 nucleotides long. It is a transcript of the gene Atf6, whose product is annotated as cyclic AMP-dependent transcription factor ATF-6 alpha. Gene Ontology annotation, molecular function: RNA polymerase II cis-regulatory region sequence-specific DNA binding; DNA-binding transcription factor activity, RNA polymerase II-specific. Bases 402 to 2612 code for a protein of 736 amino acids. The record is from RefSeq and is a predicted model, not a curated record. NCBI's taxonomy places the organism in Eukaryota, Metazoa, Arthropoda, Insecta, Hymenoptera, Figitidae. Gene Ontology annotation, biological process: endoplasmic reticulum unfolded protein response; regulation of transcription by RNA polymerase II. The transcript is spliced from 8 exons. Gene Ontology annotation, cellular component: nucleus.
AACAAUAAUAAAGUUAAUAAAAAAUUAUAAUUGUCUAAUUUUGUGUAAACUUAUAAAUUAUGGAAUUCGUGAUAAAAAGUGAAUUUCAUCUGAAAAGUGUGAACGUUUUAGGGUCCUCUUGUGUGGACACAGGUGCAAUGUAAUUUACAUUAUUGAAUUUACAUUAAACUUAUGAAACUUAUUUUCAAUAAUAAUGAAAUGUGUUGUUAUAUUAGAGGCAAGUGUGGUGGUAUUUCUAGUCUAUUUUCGAAGUGUUAUUAACAUUUUGGAAAUUCUAUGAACAUGAGGUGAAUUUUUCUCGUGACACGUGAUUUAGUUUUAAAUAAAAGAAAAAAAAAUAUGAGUGAAUUUAGUCAGAUCUUUUUUUCGUUUUUUCUUUCAAAUUAAAAGUGGAUAACAAUAUGAUGAAUAUGUCCGAGCAUUGUAUACUUGACAUGAUGGAUUUCGAGGACAGUAAUUAUCUUAUAGAUGAAGGAUUCCCAGCAGAUGAUCUUCUUGAAGCUCUCAGUUCGGAGUUGGAGAUUCCUCAACUUUUGGGUGGAGAGGGAUCUCUUGGUUGUGAUGAAAGUCCAGAUGAUAUUAUUAAAAAUGCCGUGGAAUCGCCUUCGUGUAAUUCCGAGGAUAUUGACAUGAAUCUUAUGCCUAUGGAUCUCGAUAUUUUCCAGAAUAUUUGUUCCAAUGAAUUGGAUGGCGUUUCGGUGGAAACGGAUUUAAUGGACGGUAUCACGGAGAAUGUGAAAAUUGAAAACGAAAUUAAAUUGGAGCCGAGAAGUCCAAGAUCUCAACUGCCACCUUCACCUAGUCCUAGUCAUUCAGAUAGUAGUGUACACGAGUGGCACAAUGACGCUUCAUCAAAUUCAUCCAACGAUGGAAAGUUCAUGUUCGAAACACCGCCAAUAUCUCCGCCACAAAGUGAACCAACUUCUCCGCCAACACUAAUUAACACAUCAAUUCUACAACAAAUAAAAUUCAUUCCCAUGAAAUCGGACGAAACAAAAACAACAAAAUUCAUUCUAUCAAAAGGAAGCAGUGCAAAGAGAAUUUGCAUUCAACCGAAAGUCAACAAAAUAAAAACUGAAGGAGAACAACCGCGUAAAACAAUAAUUCUCAGUGCUCAAGAUUUUGCCGCUCUUUCGCAAAAAGUCAAACAAAAUGGAACGCCACAAUUGAAAAUUCAAGCAUUGCCAACAAGUAAAACGGUGAAAAUUCAAAAUCAAUUGAAUAUUCUACCAUCGCAGCAGGUGAAUCUUGAAAAAGGCACUGCAUUCACUCCAACGAAUCAAGUGAAAAUUCUCAAUUCAAUUCCAAAAGUACAAAUACAAAAUGUCAAACCAAUUGUCAUGACAAAAGAAUCGACAGUAUGCACGCCAAUUGUGAAUUCAACGUGUCAGCCAAUUGUCAUUAAAAAUGAAACCUCUGAUUUUUUCAACAUCUCCGGCAGACAAGAGAGUGAAAUAAAGGCAUUGAAGAGACAGCAAAGAAUGAUUAAGAAUCGCGAGUCUGCUUGUCUGUCGAGGAAAAAGAAGAAGGAAUAUGUCACUGCUCUCGAGAAUCAGAUUAGCGAUCUACAAGAACUCAAUCGUCAGUUACACGCUGAAAAUACGGCGUUAAGGCAAAGAUUAUGCGAGUCGGAGGAAGGAAGCGGAGGCAGGAGUAAAUUAAGAACCAUGAAUCUUAACGGAAACAAAAAGAAUACAGUAAUGCUUUUAGCAGUUUUUUGUAUGAUAACCUUAAACUUUAGCAAUUUUGGCGUUUUUCAAAGUAAAUCCGACUUGGAGAGAAUGUCACCACACAUGCCCCUGCCAAAUGUGCGACACAGUAGGAGUUUACUUUGGACCGAGUUAGACUCAGAGGAGAGAAAUUCGUCGAGAAAAAAUUUUAACGCCACAUCAAUAAAUCAAUCAAUGUGUCCAAUGUCAAUAAAUGACACCGAAUCGAAGCGUUUAGAUUAUGAGAUACGGCGAUUUUUUGGCGAUAAGAGCAACGAUGGUAGUUGGAAGAAAUCGCCAAUAACAAAAUGGGAGGACAAUUCUUCAUUGAGUAAAAUUUCCCUCGCAUCGACAUCGACGACGGCGCCGAAAAAGAAAAUAUAUCGUAAAUUAAAAAUCACAAGGGAGAAGAAAGUCGAGGCGAAUUCGAAUAAUAUUCCUUGGCAAAAUGAUAAUGCUCUCGAAGUUUUCUCACCGAAUUUCAAGGAACACUCGGCACUUUUUGAUGCGUUGAAAACAAAACACGAUACGCACUACGUUGUUUGGUUUAGUCGAGAGCAUUUACUAUUGCCAGCAUCAAGACAAAAUAAUACCCUGAGACCGAAAAUGACACUUAUUUUUCCCACUCUUCCACUCAAUGACACAUUUUCAACGGAUCCAAAUAAUGUCACAAUGAUGCAAAUCGACUGUGAAGUGGCAAACGUGGAAUUUCUCAAUCUCGAAAAUAAUGUGAUUCCCGAUUAUUUGCGAGCUGCGCAAAAACCAAGUAAUCCACCGCAAAAGAAUAGCGAAAAUUAUAGACCAUAUUUUUUGAAAAAUAACACAGAGAUUGUCAAGAAACUACAAAAGGAAAGUUCUCACUUAAUAAAAAAGACUGACAUCGACGAGAAUAAUUUUAAAUGAAACAAAAUUGGCUCCAAAUAAUAUUUAUAGAAAAUCAAAUGAGGAAAAUUUUGACCAAAAAAAGGUAGGUCUCGAAAAUUUACAAAGUAAAUCUCUCUCUCUUUUUUUUUUUUUUGUUUUUUACUGUCAAAACUGAAAUUCAGGCUGUGUAGAAGAAAAGUUAAUAGGAAGUAAAAAAAAGAAUAGAAAAGAAUAGAAAAGAGCCUAAAGAGAUAUAAUAUAUUGUACAUUGACAAUAGAAUUAAAGUAUGGAAUUUUUGUCCUUUGAGGGCAGUGA